CUCAGGGGGGCCCUCUGAAUUUACACACUGAUCGCCUGAGUCCACUCCCUAACGCACGCACUGAGCAGAGUCAUCAUGUCUGGAGAUAGGUCCAAGUCCGCUUCUCAGACCGACGGCAAGGUCACCCAAGGAAAAAGAUCCGAGAUGGGCAUGAACGCCUACAAGAUGUGUGUCUUCGACCAGGAGAACUUCCAGGGUCGUUGCGUUGAGAUCACCAACGAGUGCAUGAACGUGUGUGACAUGGGCAUGGACCGGGUUCGCUCUCUGCGUGUUGACUGUGGCCCUUUCGUGGGAUACGAGCAGAUGAACUUCUGCGGUGAGAUGUUCAUCCUGGAGAAGGGAGAGUACCCCCGCUGGGACUCCUGGAGCAACUGUCAGAAGAACGACUACCUGCUGUCCUUCAGGCCCGUGCGCAUGGACCCCGAGAAGCACAAGAUCUGCCUGUACGAGGUCGGAGAGUUCAAGGGUCGCAAGAUGGAGAUUAUGGAUGACGACGUUCCUUCUCUGUUCUCCUACGGAUUUACCGAUAGGGUCGGCAGCAUCAUGGUCAGCUGUGGAACCUGGGUGGGCUACCAGUUCCCGGGGUACCGCGGCUCCCAGUAUCUGCUGGAGAAGGGCGACUACAGGCACUUCAACGAGUACGGCGCCCGCUGCCCCCAGUUCCAGUCCGUGAGGCGCAUCCGCGACAUGCAGUGGCACCAGCACGGCUGCUACACCAUCUCCAGCAAGUGAGGGUCCCAGAGGGCGAGAAAGAGAGGGAGCGAAGGGGGAGAGGCGGAGGAGGGGCACAGUAGAGGAGGAGCAGGAGGAGGGAAGGCUAAAAGGGAAAGGAAGCUCCCGAGAUAGGAGGAGGAAACGUUCCCUGUAUCUCUCCACCUGAAUCCUCAUCCCCUGACGAUCCUUUACGCGGUUAGAUUUUUAUUUUUAGAGCGAGGGAGAGAGAGACGGACAGAAGGAGGUAGUUGUUGUUUUUUUCUUCUCCUGAGAUGGCGCCCUCUAGUUUUUGACUUAUGCAAAAAGACCAGCCUUGUAAUGCCGCUCUGAUUGGACAGGCAGGCAAACACCUUGAAAUGACAAGACUACCCUGAGACUGUUGAUAUAAUUAGACAACCACCACAACUCACUUAUCAGAGAUGAGACUUGUCCAGUCGCUUGGUACACAGCUAGAUAUUCUCUCUCUUUUUUUUUUCUCUCUCUCUCCGUCUCUGUUAUUUUCCAGCCCCAUUCACCCUCCCUUAACCUCUCUCUCUCUCUUUUUCCCCCUCGCAUAAUUUUAUUUUUCAUCCCACCAUCUUGUUUUUCUUCAAACCUAAAUUCAGCCCGAAAUGCUACGGCUAGUGCCUGUCCUUUGACUCUGAUCAAUGGGAGUGAGGGGGCGGGGUCUGUUGUCAUGGGCCAGAGGAGGGGGUGGGAUCUAGGGAUCUAGGAUUCCAAGGAAUUGCUUUCACCUCUGUCACUGUGAACGCUUGUACUCCAGCCCCGUGCUGUCUUCAUUACAAACCCAAAUAAAGAGACUUCAAACCUGA
Esox lucius (northern pike) is the source of this 1526-nucleotide messenger RNA. RefSeq names its product crystallin, beta B1, like 2 (gene crybb1l2). NCBI's taxonomy places the organism in Eukaryota, Metazoa, Chordata, Actinopteri, Esociformes, Esocidae. The coding region runs from base 76 to 732 and encodes 218 amino acids. Gene Ontology annotation, molecular function: structural constituent of eye lens. Gene Ontology annotation, biological process: lens development in camera-type eye; visual perception. The record is from RefSeq and is a predicted model, not a curated record. The transcript is spliced from 6 exons.